UGGCCAAGCAGGAGAAUCAGUCGGGGCUGUCGGGUCGACAGACGGCAUUCUCGUUUGACGAACUGAGUCACAGACUCCCCCAAAAUGCGAGUUGCGGUGAUCGGUGCUGGCUGCUGCGGCAUCACGGCCGUCAAGGCAUGCCUCGAAGAAAGGCUCGACGUGGUCUGCUUCGAGAAGGCCUCCGACUGCGGCGGGCUAUGGUGGUACCGGGAGGAGACGCUCGAGUCCGGUACCGGUACCGUGAUGCGCUUCACCGUGGCCAACACCAGCAAGGAGAUGUCCUGCUACAGCGACUUCCCGCCGGACAAGGACGCUCCAUUGUUCAUGACACACUGGCAGACGCUCCGUUACAUUAGAAGCUACGCGGACCACUUCGGGGUGACUCCGAGGAUACGGUUCAACCACGAAGUGCUCAGGCUCGGCAAGGACGGCACAAUCAGGAUCCGCGACUCAGCGGCAGGCCGUGAGUGGGAAGAGACCUUCGACGCCGUGCUGGUGUGCUCCGGGCACCACGCCACUCCGCUGAUGCCCGAAGUCCCGGGUCGAGAGCUGUUCCGCGGCCGGGUGAUGCACUCACGCGACUACAAGGACGUCGACGAGAGGAUUCGCGACAAGAACGCGGUCGUCGUCGGCUGCGCCAACUCUGCAAUCGACGUGGCGGUCAACCUGGCCUCCGUUGCGCGGCAGGUCUUUCUGAGCACCAGGAGGGUGAACUGGAUCCUUCCCAAUCACUACCGAGGAGCUCCAUUCGACGAGUACGCCUUCAACCAGCUGAGGCUGUGGCUGUACAGCUGGCUUCCCCGCUCCUACUACUCAAGUUUCCUCACCACCAUCGCCAACGAAGCCUGGAGCCACAAGAUGUUCGGCCUCGAACCUAACCACGACAUCCUCACUCAGGGUCUCGUCGUCAACAACUACAUACAGGGCAAGUUGCUGGACGGCACCAUCAAACCACGAGGCGCUCCCGAACGAUUCACCGAAACAGGUGUGGUCAUGGACGGCGUCGAAGAGGAAGUGGAUACCGUCGUCUUCGCCACAGGCUUCAAGGCAGACUUGCCUUUCCCGACGGACGCAUUGCCACAGAAGGGAGAGAGGUUCCUCCUGUACAAGAUGAUGGUUCCUCCAGAUAACCCUAACGUGGCGUUCUUGGGGUUCAUCGACGCCAGCUCCAACAUGCUGCAGGCCUUCGAGAUGCAAGCCCGCUACAUGGCCUUAGUGCUGUCCGGCAAACUACGCCUUCCGUCCAAGGAAGCGAUGAAAGCCGACAUAGAAGUGACGCAAAACAUGAUCACCUCCGCGUUCAUCCCCACGGCAAGGCACGCUCUGAUGAUAGAUCGAGUGCGCUACGUCGACGACCUAGCUGGCAUCAUCGGCGUGAGGCCGAACUUCUUUAAACUGUUCUUCACGGACCCCAAGUUGUACUGGACGCUGAUUACGUCUCCAUUGCUGAAUUAUCAGUUCAGGCUACGGGGACCUCACUCUUGGACCGGAGCUCGCGAUGCCAUAUUGGGGCACAGGGACCGCAUGCGUGCACCCCUGACUCGUCCUGAAGCGGGUGGAAACACUUCGAAGCCGUUCUCUAAGCACCACUUCACCACCGGGAUGGUCGCGUUUGUGGCAGCGGCGACAUCGUCAGCGUGGUAUCUUGGAGCGUUUUGAGGUGCAGCAGACGGUUAAAAACAGUUAUGUGCCCUUGUGACAGCAAGUAUGUGUGUAAACGUACAAAGACGUGCCUGCUUCGCGGUGUGGUAAAACUACAAAAAAGAAAGAAGAACAUGACUGAAUGGUGGUCGUUCAUGUGGGCAUCAGUCGAAGCAGCAAGCACACCGAACUGACUUCAGCUUUGAUCGCAGCAUUACGCUCAGAUGGAGCGUAAAAUACGUCGAAAAUGCGCUCCAUGUGGCCCUCGCUUUAUCUUUGCUCGCCUAAUCAUUCUCUACAUCGCUGUAAAGUUCCCUGUGCCGAGUUGUGUACUGGUCUCGUCGACGCACCUAUUUCCCUAUUUGUGUGUUUUUGUAGCACGUGUUCAACGAUACGUAUUUCGUGCGUCAACAUUUCGGGCAAAACAAAAAAAAACUUUAUUUGCAUUCCUGUAUUUAUUUCCCGGGCAUAUAAGCCUAUUACUUUGCUAGGUACACAUUAUUAAAUAGUACAGAACUCAUAUUCUACAUAUCAUUUGUAGUGGUGACACCUUCCUGUAGUGCUACAAAAGAGACAGGGUAAUACUUGAAGCUGCAGUAUUUAUAGUAAUUAAAUGACACUGAAGAAAAAAAAAUGUCACAGUUUCGCCCUAAGGGCGAAGCAAUGAAUGCGAUAGCAACACAGCAAUGUCAUACGAAGUAAGGUGAGCGGCUUUGGCAGCAAUAUGAAUUGUAGUAAACAUGAGCUGAUUAAGUAAGCAGGUGUGCUGCGGCGUAAGUAGACCGACAUGAAGAGACACUCGAUGACCACGAGAAGGCGCGUGUGAAACGGUGGUGUUGAUGAGAAGCGCUUCCCGUGGGCAGCGCGCGUGCGAAGGGACACACCUGUAGCGCUGCACUGCCGAUCCGGGCAGCAUUACAUGUGUAGCGUGCGUUGGAAAAUGUGGCCCGACUAUUACUAACUGUGGUGUGAGCGCGCACAAACAAACCUGAAUAGAUCACACUGAAUGACUGCAGACAACGACUGUCAAAACGCUGGCAGCAAGCGCAUAUACGCCGCAGCGGGCGAAGGUACGUGCGGUCUAUCGCUUCAACGGAAACUGAGCGGCGAAUGCACAGCGCAUAAACGUCAGAUCCGUGUGGAGAUAAGAGACGGUGCGAGCGAGCGACGAGCGCGGUUGUUGGCAGAGUAGAAGUGCUACAAACUACACCUUUAAUAAAGAGAAUCUCCUCUAGGAAGCCUGCAAAAGAAGGAGCUUUCACAUGCCUGCCCGUCCAACGCCUUACGUUUACAGAAAGAUCAACUACAGCACGCAAGGAGGCUUCACGUCUUGUUCUUGCUCAGUCAUAUGAUCGCUAGUCACGGUAAAAUACAUCAGCGUUGUUGCGGUACACCGUAUCCGCAGGUAGUGAACACCAAGCGACAAUGAUUCGCGGAAAACAAAAACACAAUUUAACAAGAUCAGUCCUGGAAAGGUACGGCCUAACUUAUUGACUAAAACAGCUCAAGACAUAACCUGCUUCGUCGUUCAAGCAAAGUAAUCCACCCAAGUUCUUUUUUCAUUGCUGUUGCACUUACAAAGCGGUCAUGUCUCCCCAGCACAAACCUUUAUCGGGCAAGCCAUAGAUAAGCACGUGUGAUUUCUGUCUUUGCGCAAAGGAUCGCUUACACAGAUAAGUUUUUAAAGCCAAGCACAUGGGAAAAAGGCAGCGCUAGAACAGGUGUUCAUGCAGGAUCAUUGCCGGUGUUGAACUCCUGAGAUCAAGUUCAGCCGUUUACCGCGCGCCCCAGUAUAUUACACGUAUCUGAGUUAUAAAGCGGACCUCACGUCACCCCUGCUGCCGAUACGAGAGGCCGUUGACUCUUGGU
This is a messenger RNA of Dermacentor silvarum, 3510 nucleotides long. RefSeq names its product flavin-containing monooxygenase 5. The transcript has 4 exons. NCBI's taxonomy places the organism in Eukaryota, Metazoa, Arthropoda, Arachnida, Ixodida, Ixodidae. The record is from RefSeq and is a predicted model, not a curated record. Gene Ontology annotation, molecular function: NADP binding; flavin adenine dinucleotide binding; N,N-dimethylaniline monooxygenase activity. The coding region runs from base 85 to 1659 and encodes 524 amino acids.